Molecule: messenger RNA, 375 nt
Organism: Boleophthalmus pectinirostris (great blue-spotted mudskipper)
Lineage: Eukaryota; Metazoa; Chordata; Actinopteri; Gobiiformes; Gobiidae
Gene: pyya
Product: peptide YYa
Exons: 4
Coding region: 55-345 (96 amino acids)
Biological process (GO): neuropeptide signaling pathway; feeding behavior
Cellular component (GO): extracellular region
Molecular function (GO): neuropeptide hormone activity; neuropeptide Y receptor binding
Source: RefSeq, a predicted model, not a curated record
CUGACUGAAACCAAAACAUCUGCAGAUCUGACCCACUCCUGCAACAGCACUCAAAUGGCCAUGAUUUUGAAGCCCUGGACAGUCCUGGUGGCUGUAGCUCUGUGUGUACUCAUGUGUCUGAGUACUCUGUCUGACGCCUACCCCCCCAAACCAGAGAACCCCGGAGAGGACGCCCCCCCAGAGGAGCUGGCCAAGUAUUACACCGCUCUGAGACACUACAUCAACCUCAUCACCCGGCAGAGGUACGGAAAACGUUCCGCUCAGGAAGACGUGGUGGCUGAGCUGCUGUUUGGGAGUGACAGCAGAGAUCAAAGGUCACGAUAUGAUGACUCCUUCAUGUGGUGACUUCAUUGUGCUCUUCCUCUGGGCGUUCCC